Vittaforma corneae ATCC 50505 is the source of this 693-nucleotide messenger RNA. RefSeq lists its product as uncharacterized. NCBI's taxonomy places the organism in Eukaryota, Fungi, Microsporidia, Nosematidae. Bases 1 to 693 code for a protein of 230 amino acids. The record is from RefSeq and is a predicted model, not a curated record. The transcript has a single exon. Gene Ontology annotation, biological process: signal transduction.
AUGGAGGUUUUGACUCUGAAGCAGUCGCUUCUUGGAUGGGUGUUCAGAAGGCUCAGCACGAUUCGGGUAAGCGAGUACGACAUGCGGCCAUCGCACUUCAGGUUUUCGGAGCACCAUUUGCUAAUACCAGGGAUCCUGCAUCUUGCCAGCGAGCUGCUGCUUGGGGACACUCUGGAGAAAACUCAGAUUUUCAGGGUGAACAGCACGAGACAGAAAAUAAUAGACCUGAUGGAGCUGCUCAGGAGGAUAUCGGCCUCGGAGCUUUCAAAGCAGCAGGGGAUGACCAGGCUCAGGGCAGCCUUUGAUGUUAUUGACAUCGCGGCAGUUUACAAGUUUCUUUUCAGCACAUUUGAGGACCCAGUGAUUCCCCGGCAGAUGAUCGACAUAGCGAUUAAAAUAGAGCAGAUCCAAGACGAGGAUGACAAGAUGGCGUGUACCAAGGCAUUUAUUUGGAGCCUCCCGUACACAAACCGGAAAAUACUGGAGAACUGUGUUUAUGUGUGCGCAAAGACUACGAGUAAGUUAAAAAAGUUGGACUCAAGCAAAAAGCUAAGUCUGCCAGGACUGGCUGUUAUCAUGAUGCCAAAUCUGAUCAAGCCACACCUCAAUGAGCCGAACUGGAUGGGCAUAAAGCAUCUGUCGAAUUUUGUGUGCUAUAUCUUUGAGCAUUUUAAGGAACUGAUCAAGGUUUGA